Fusarium poae is the source of this 909-nucleotide messenger RNA. RefSeq lists its product as uncharacterized. Gene Ontology annotation, molecular function: protein binding. Lineage: Eukaryota; Fungi; Ascomycota; Sordariomycetes; Hypocreales; Nectriaceae. Bases 1 to 909 code for a protein of 302 amino acids. The transcript is spliced from 2 exons. The record is from RefSeq and is a predicted model, not a curated record.
AUGAUAUUCUGCCACGACUUUCUCUUCUCAUUAACACAGUCUGGAGAGUACAGCGAUUUUACACUGGUCUGCAAGGAUCGAGAAUACAAGCUACAUCAAGUGAUUGUUUGUCCACAGUCAUCGGUCAUAACGGCUGCUCUCUCUGGUGGUUUCAAGGAAGCUACAACCAAAGUCCUCACUGUGAACGAGUUCGAUGUCUUCACCGUUCACUAUAUGAUAGCAUUCCUCUACGUAGGACAGUACGCCAUAUGUUCUGAAAGGGCGCCCAAAUCAGAUGACGGAAACAACCAGAACGACACAGAAGAGUCAAAGUAUUAUAUAAAAAAACCCGAAGAGGAAAAUGUCGAUGAUCUGAUCUCUCAUCUACGCGUCAAUGCAAUCGCCGACUACUAUAAUAUUGAAAAGUUGGCUAAACUUUCGACCUCAAAGAUCAAAGCCUUCCUAGAUAAAGGUCAAAGCGCCGAGGUUUUCCCACGGAUUAUCCAAGAAGUAUCAACUUCAAACAGAGAUCCCGACAUCCACUCAAUCGUCGCUUCAGCCGCGGUCACACAUAUUGAGAGACUCUGUGAUUUGGAAGCCUUUCAAGACAUGGAUCUCGACGGCAACCUCACCAUGGAAAUGUUUCGUGCGUAUACCAAAAAGAUAAAGGAACUUGAACGUCGCUUGGAUGAUGCGCAACAGAAUGUUGUGACAUACCAGCAACUUCGAGACGAUGAAAUAAAGGCAAAGGAAUUCGUUAUCAAGCGUAUGGACAUGUCUGUGGAGUUGCUAUCAAACACGGAGGAAUGCCGAAAUUGCCAGGAGAAUUUUGGCUGUUACUUUGAGAAAAAGGGUCCGGAGUUCCGACCUUAUUAUCUCUUGCGUUGUGGACAUUGUGACUGUCGACAUAAACACGAUCAGAGCUACUAA